This is a messenger RNA of Sardina pilchardus (European sardine), 2073 nucleotides long. RefSeq names its product annexin A13-like. Lineage: Eukaryota; Metazoa; Chordata; Actinopteri; Clupeiformes; Clupeidae. Bases 95 to 1045 code for a protein of 316 amino acids. The transcript has 12 exons. Gene Ontology annotation, molecular function: calcium ion binding; calcium-dependent phospholipid binding. Gene Ontology annotation, cellular component: cytoplasm. The record is from RefSeq and is a predicted model, not a curated record.
GGUGGAGUAGCCGGGGUGCAACGGGCCUGUGAGGAAUUGGGAGUCAACAGGACAUCACGGACAUCACACGGACUUCCUGACAGCGCUGUUGAAAAUGGGAAACGUUCAACCCACCAUUGUUCCUUAUGCAGACUUUGAUGUGAUGUCUGAUAUCAAAGCCAUACGCAAAUCAUGUAAAGGCAUGGGGACGGAUGAAGAGGCCAUCAUUUCAAUCUUAGCCAACCGCUCUGCUGCCCAGAGGUUGGAAGUAAAGCAAGCCUAUUUUGAAAAAUAUGACGAUGAGCUGGAGGAGGUUCUGAAGAGCGAGCUGACGGGCAGUUUUGAGAAGGCCAUCAUCGCCAUGUUGGACCCUCCGCCAGUCUAUGCCGCCAAGGAGCUCCGCAAGGCCAUGAAGGGAGCGGGCACUGACGAGGACGUGCUGGUGGAGAUCCUGUGCACUACAACCCCUGAUGAUAUCAUAACCCUGAAAGAGGCCUACACCCAAGUAAACGAGCGUGACUUGGAGUCUGACAUUGAAGAUGACACGAGUGGAGAUGUCAGGAACCUGCUGAUCUCUCUCCUUCAGGCCAACCGGGAUGAAACCUAUGAAGUGGAUGAGGGCUUAGCUGAGCAAGAUGCAGCAGCCUUAAACGAGGCUGGAGAGGGCCGGUUUGGGACAGAUGAAUCCACCUUCACCCACAUCCUCACACACAGGAACUACCUGCAACUCCAGGCCACAUUCAAGUUCUACGAAUCACUCUCUGGCACUGACAUCCUGGACUCCAUAGAGAGUGAGGCGACUGGGACGUUAAAGGACUGCUAUAUCACCCUGGUGCGCUGUGCCAAAAACCCCCAGCUGUACUUCGCUCGCCGGCUGAACGCUGCCAUGUCGGGAGCUGGCACUGACGAAGACACACUCGUCCGCAUCAUUGUGUGCCGCUCAGAGAUUGAUCUGGAGACCAUCAAAGACAUGUACCUGGAGAAGUAUGACGUGACUCUGAAGGAUGCGCUGAGCUCUGACUGCGGCGGUGACUUCAAGCGUCUGCUCCUGGAGCUCCUCCACUAAAAGACGGCCACGCAGACGGCCAAGCUGCCACUCCAGCUGGCCUACCCUCAGCUCCCGCCAACCAACAGAACUCAGCCAGCACCCCCGCGCUCUGUCUCUCUUUCUUUCUGUCUUUGUGUCUUUCUUCUCUUUUGCCUUUGCUCUCUUUUUCUCUCUCUCUCUUAUUCUGUCAGCUACACUCCGUUUGUCUGUUGGGGGUGUUGACACCAAAUAUUCAUACCUUUGUCUAUCUGUCUGUCACUCCCAUAACUUUUCCACUAACUCCUUAACCUAAGUGCCGACAGGUGAUCAAAUCACGGUAAUCACAUAGUCAGACACUGCUGAGGUUUAGAUCGCUCUCCCUCUGCCUCUGUUUAGGGGACCAAUGCUACAGAGUGGUGGUACAACAGGUGAUAGCUGUCUCCAGGUAAUAACAAAGCAAACCUACUGCCUUCUCUUCCACAGACCCACGUGACUGUGUACUGUUGUUUUUUUAGAGGACUAGUUAGAAACUCAACACUUAACCAGGUAUUUAUCAUAAUUUAUCUUAGUAUAACCAUUUGUAGUCUAUUUUAACACACUACUGGAGGUGUUACUGGGGCUCACUUUAAGAACGUUGGCCCUGAUCGUAGGCCUCAGCUUUGUAUUAAAUGUAACGGUGCUUGUUUUAACUUGUGAAGAAGUUGCACUAGGAGGAAUCUGCAGUAUGCCUCUGCUUAAUUCAUCAUCAAUUACACUGUGUAUGUAUGUCAUUAAAAAGCUCUUAAAUGCUACUGUAUUGCUUUAAAUCCAUAUACACACACAAUUACAUUAUCACAUAAACACUAGCCUUUCACACCAUAACACCAGAAUGUAAGUUUCAUGUUAUAUUGUUAUUUACAGUAUGUUGUAUUAUGUAACUGUAUGAGAAAGGUUAACUGACAGUAGGCUAACUGUUAACAUGUAAACAGGCUGGAAUUGGAGUUUACUGGGAAUAACGGCCUUAUUGUUGAGUGAAAUGUGAAAAUAAUAUGAAUUGAAACUAAACAAAAUAAACUAUUUACUUUAAC